This is a messenger RNA of Pogona vitticeps (central bearded dragon), 1928 nucleotides long. It is a transcript of the gene MSS51, whose product is annotated as MSS51 mitochondrial translational activator. The record is from RefSeq and is a predicted model, not a curated record. NCBI's taxonomy places the organism in Eukaryota, Metazoa, Chordata, Lepidosauria, Squamata, Agamidae.
CUGAGAUCAGGAUCUCUCCGUUCCUCUCGUCCUUCCUCAGUCAAGAUCUGGGGCUGGAAAAGAGAUCCUCAAAUAGACCAGAGGGAUCCUCCUGCUAGAGCUGCCGCUGGAAACAGAGAGGAAUCCUAGUGGAUUUAAAAGAGGCCGUCGCUGCUCAAGGUGAAUCCAAGACAGCAUUGGGGAGCCACACCAUCAGACAGCUCCUCCUCCCACCCCCGUCACCAAUGGCUCAGAGAAACAAGAAAGUGGCUUCCAAAACCAGUCGCUCCAGAAAAAAUCCCGCAGAGACGCCAGUUGUUAUGGGGCCUAAUAUGGACUCUUUAGGUUUCCAGGCCAUGGACAGCAACGUUCCAGGCUUAUCCCGUGUCAUCCUACAGAAACUCAACAUGAAGAGCUGCGAUGAGUACAGGACUGUGAUGGAGGGCAAGAAACUGUAUGCAGAUUUUGGCAUCCGAUCCUAUUUCGAGAUGUUCCAGAAACUGGAAGACACGUUCAAAUUCUGCGCUGAGUGCAAAAAACUCCCAGAAUCUAUGCCUGAUCCAAAAAGCCUACGGCGCUGCAAAAGAUGUCAGAAUGUCUACUACUGUGGCUCCGAGUGUCAGCGGGCCAACUGGCCCUUACACAAGAAGUUCUGCAAAAAGCUGAAGCUCGUGGCCCUUGACCGACUUGUGGAAUGGCUUGUAUUCACAGGUGACAUCCCUUUCCCCACCAGUCCCUGGACAAAAGGUAUCCAGGAGGUGAGCAGCUGGGAGGAUUGGUGGUCCAUGCAGGAGGGGCUGGAUGGAAAGCUCCACUCCAUCAUGACCGGGCGCUACAUGAAUCUCCUCUGGGCGAACGCUGGGAAACCAAAGCCAGAGGAGGCGGAAUUGCUGGAGUCCGUCAAGAGAGUGACAACGGACUUUGUGUCCCGGCCUGCCACCAUCGGCCUGGGCCUGUGCGUGUUUCGGAUCGAUCCUUACGCCAAGCCAAUCACGGUGCAUGUGGUCGGGGCUUCUCACGUGGAGACUCUCAACGCACGAGUGACGGAUUACGACGAGGUGUCUUGCAUGUUCCCCAAGCACCAGGGCAUCGAGGUGGUGAUGGUCGGCGUUGAUGUGGUGGACGGACCUAUCAUGAGGCCUCCGCUGGUGGCCUUUGGACCCCGGGGAAGGGUCUACCUCAGCAGUUACAAAGCCCUUUAUCAUGACUUCUGGGAAUCGCAGGUGGAAACGCAGCAGGCGGCCCGCCCUGACCUCGUGGUCGGCUUCCACCCAGGGUUCCAUGCCUGUCCUGAAUUGAUGGAGAGCUGGCUGCCUACCAUCCUACUCCUAAGAGACUAUAAGAUCCCCUCAAUGUUCACCAUGUACAGUGAGCAGGAAAUGAAGAAUUCCCUGAAGAUCUUGAUGGAGCUGGAGACCCAGAUCGUGGGCUGUGGGGCCAACCCCUUUGCUUCCCUCAAACCGGAGCAAGCUUACACCAAUCCCAACAAAUCUCCCGUCUACUGCAACUCCCAUUACGUUGUGUUCCAUGGGCUUGUGGAGCCUGGGGAUGGAAUGGAUGUUGGAGAGAUGGAGGGAGAAGAGCAAGACGAGCAGAAUUAAAAGCUUUAUAUGGAAGGAACUGGAAAUUUGCAGUGACCCUAACAGGUGUCAUUUCUUCCUGCCCAAAGACUGAAGAAAGUCAAUGGGCCUGGUUUGUCCAUGCUUAUUCUUAAAAGAUGCUUUUCUCUUUUAAGAAGGACUUGGAUGAGCCCAUUGUGACUUGCCUUGUCCUUGAAUGCUCCCAUCGGACAAUAUUUCAAACUCAUUUUGAUUCCUGUGCCUAUCUAUAGGUCUUCCUCCCUGUCCAGCAUGCGUUGGGCUGGGCUAGAGGUUCUCAAACCCGGGUCCCCAGACGCUAUUGGACUGCAACUCCCAGAAAUCCUGACCAACACAGUUCAUGGUGAAGGC